AGCGAUUGCCUCGCCCGGGGAAGAGCUCGCUGAGGUGCAGGACAGGUCGCCCCGCGUUUCGCCUUUUGGAGACAGAGAGCCAAAAUGCCACAAGCAAGAAUGCGCAUGAGACCCUGGCUGGAGAUGCAGAUUAAUUCUAAUAAGAUUCCAGGACUUCUGUGGGUCAGCAAGGAAGAGCAGGUGUUCCAGAUCCCAUGGAAACAUGCAGCUAAGCAUGGCUGGGAACUUGAAAAAGAUGCAUGCCUUUUCAAAAACUGGGCCAUUCACACAGGAAGAUAUAAAGAGGGUGAAAUACAGCCUGACCCAAAAACUUGGAAGGCGAAUUUCCGCUGUGCUAUGAAUUCACUACCUGAUAUUGAAGAGGUGAAAGACAAAAGCAUUAGCAAAGGUUCUAGUGCAGUCCGAGUCUACAGGAUGCUGCCAACUUCAGCAAAGUCACAGAAGAAAGAAAAGAAGACAAAGGCCUCAAAAGUCAAGAAUGGGAGAAAGUCUGUGGAAGAUACCAAGGUAGAGGAGACAGUUGAAGCAACAAACAGCAUUCUGCUACCGGAUGACCACAGAGGUUAUUCUCGUCCCAGUUAUCAACCAGAGGAAAUGGAGGUGGAGAGCAGCUCCAUACCAUUCGAUUCUGAUGAACUCUCCACAUGUGGCUUAAGCAGUACCCUGGCUGACUGGAGACAGCUGCCUGACAGCACAAAUGACAUGUACCCAUUUCAAGUGUCGCCUCUCACUUCCUGCUCUGAUGCAACAGAUGAAGAUGACGAAAAAUUAACCAUCUUUUACCAGCUAUUUAGCACCUCUGACUGGCAACAAACCUGUGUGGGCGGGAAAGGCUACCUCAGCAAUGAGAGCGGCACACUAAAUAACUGCUUUGACACUGGCUUGCAGGAGCAAGAUGCAGUCAAUGAUACAACAAACUCAGAAACUAGUCAAAUUGAUGUGAGAACUGGUCUGGACUUCUGUAUCUUGGAGUCACUACGGGCGACAGCUUUGCACCCCAUAUCUUGUUUGUAGCAUGUAAAUUCCCCUUUUUUCACUGUGAAGGUGGCACUGUUUUUCCUCUUUGAUGUCUCCUGCAAAAUGGAAGCGUUGUUCUGGAUGUUUGAAGCGGAGAAGUUCCUAGCUGACAGAAUGUCAUCCGAAUUUCAAAACAAAAUAUCUCUAGCAGAACUGUGUGCUCUUCAGCUGCUUGACUACGUCAUUGGCAAAUUCAGUCAUCUAUGCUACUUCCCCCCACUCUCAAAUGAUUCACACAUCACCAUGAACAAAGAAAAAAGGUGUUUUGUGCCUGCAACACGUGGACAUACGUUUUCAUCAUAACCACAGUGUACAGUUGUUACUGCCUGUGUGUAAAAGCAGUUACUGAGUUAAUGACAGUUCAGUUCUAUGUUUUUACAUUCAACUAAAUGUUUCCAUAGGCCCCCCCCCCCCCCCCCCCAAGUCUGAUUUCCAUAGUAUAUCUCAGCUACAGUUCAGGUCCCCAGUUUUGUACAUAGGUUUAGCUCAUUCAAGAAUGCAAAUCAGAUACCAACUUUGCUUUCAUAUAUUAGGUAGUCAGGACAUUUAUUCAUAGGACAGGCUUCUGGUUUCAUUAUAAAUGACUUUUUCCAUGUAAAUGUCAUACCAGUUUUUCAGUUAGGUAAUGGAUUUGAAGUUCUUUUCAUGCUGAAUGGUGUGACUGACACUUCAUCACACCACUAAUAAGAGCCAUCUUCCUAGAUUGUGUUGCGAGUCCAUAACAUUCCUCGCGGUAUGUAUUCAUUUCGCUGCAGGUAAUAGACUUACUGAACCAGUUGCAACAUUGACAUGUGAGAUGAGGGAAGGAGCUGGCUUUGGCAAAACAUCAGUUUGCAAGGCUGCAACCCUGCUUUUCUUUUCCUUGUACAUACAUUUUUGUAUAUAGAAGUAA
This is a messenger RNA of Gekko japonicus, 1909 nucleotides long. RefSeq names its product interferon regulatory factor 1 (gene IRF1). The record is from RefSeq and is a predicted model, not a curated record. Bases 85 to 1014 code for a protein of 309 amino acids. Lineage: Eukaryota; Metazoa; Chordata; Lepidosauria; Squamata; Gekkonidae. Gene Ontology annotation, cellular component: nucleus. Gene Ontology annotation, molecular function: RNA polymerase II cis-regulatory region sequence-specific DNA binding; DNA-binding transcription factor activity, RNA polymerase II-specific. The transcript has 10 exons. Gene Ontology annotation, biological process: immune system process; regulation of transcription by RNA polymerase II.